Molecule: messenger RNA, 2516 nt
Organism: Branchiostoma floridae (Florida lancelet)
Lineage: Eukaryota; Metazoa; Chordata; Leptocardii; Amphioxiformes; Branchiostomatidae
Product: low-density lipoprotein receptor-related protein 6-like
Exons: 7
Coding region: 1-1011 (336 amino acids)
Source: RefSeq, a predicted model, not a curated record
AUGGCUAAAGGUGACCAUGAUUCACCAAGCGGCCGCGGUGCCCGCUGCAGCUUCAUCCACUCCCACCGUUUCAACAUCGUCGCCGGUAUUGGCGCGCUGCUUAGCCUCGUUACUGUGGUGCUCGUCUGUCUACAGGCUACAGGAGACCUUGGCUCCCGUAACAACAGUGAGCCGCCAUUCCUCUUGGUGGCUGACUUGGGAACAGAAAAUGAAACCGGUGCCAUUCUGCAAGUUGACAUCACUUCCGGGUCAAAGGUCACGCUUCCACUGGAGGUGGUUAUGCCGACCGCCCUGGACUACGACCCACUUACAGACUACGUGUACUGGUCAGGAAGGAACAACUACAUCCAACGGGCUCGUCGUGAUGGAAGUGGCAUGGAGACUAUCAUAGAUGCCAAAGGUUACCACCGUAGCUAUACCCCGGUCUAUGGCCUGGCAUUGGACCACGCUGGGGGAAAUAUCUACUGGUCUGUCUACAUGACAGAAACAAUCUCUGUAGCAAAGAAGGAUGGAUCGUCCGCCAGGACACUUCUGUCGUCACCAGCCGCCAAUAUGCCUUACGACCUGGUUCUGGACCCCAGGAAUGCCCUCAUGUACUGGGUCGACUUUGCUGAAGCGAGGAUUGAGCGUGCUGCGAUGGACGGCAGUAACCAAACCACCAUCAUCACGAAUCUAACCUAUCCCAGAGCCAUCGCAAUAGACUUCAAUGAGGAUCGGCUGUACUACAGUGAUUACGGGUACGAAAUCUACAGCUCAGACCUGCUGGGCAACGAUAUCCGACAGGUGAUGCAGGACGGCGAGAAGUGGGUUAACGGAAUCGCGGUUGAUGAGGACUUCGUCUACUGGUCGUCUGUCUGGCCACAUUCACCAUCAUCCCCCCAUCUUGGAAAAAUCGGAAAGUUGUCCAAGUGCGACCUGACCAAGACUGUGCUGGUGGAUGGCCUGUGGACUCCAGACGGCAUCUACCUGUCCACGGCAGCGCCUCCUGGCGUAACCAAUGGACGUCCAUAGACGACAGGCGGAACUCUCACCGCUGCUGUACAGGGGCUUUCCGGGCGUCGGCCAUACAGUAAAACUGACCAGUAUAUAUAUAAAAUCUGGCUUACAGCAAUAGGACAAUAUGGCAUAUCUUUUUUCUUCAUCAGGUAUUGCAAAACUGAGCCUGCAAGGCUCGCCAUGGUAUGAUAUAUAGAUCACUGGAACGCAUUCUGAUGUCGGCUGGCUACUGGUAAAGAGACAAACUAAGUGAAAGUACUUAAAGUUAUUUCUAGUCACAAGGACACCAAGGGACACCAGUUAAUUUGUACCAGUUCAGGUACGCUAAAUACCAUUAUGUGAAAUAGAGUUAAAACACGUGGAUGAAGGUUAGACAUCCAGGUAAUAACAUGCGCAAAAUAGAAUAGCAGAUACUCAUGCCGCUGGAUCUGAUUUUAGAAACAGUCAGAAGUUUCAGGUAGCAUCCAAUGCCUUUCGACAGUGUCCUGACGUUUGGCGUAUCUUAAGCUAAGGGCACAACCCGCCCUACUUGCAAAUACGUGCUGUCUUCGUGCCAAAACGUGGACAAUCUUUGGGAUCCGUAAGUGGUAAGUACCGCAUCCGUACUCGUAGGGAAUCCGACGGAUUUUGGGGCACACAGGCACGCCGUAUAACUUUACGUGUAUGCAAAACUUUGUGUGCGUUGACGUACUCCCUCCCUGCUCUUAUCAGUCGUUCCCCAUGUUUUCAGAAAGACGUGGCGGACGUGGCCUCCUCAAAAACCGUACGGACAAAAUGCACGUACGGCAGGUUGUGCCCUUAGCUUGAUGAAAAUGUUUACCCCAUACGUCGACAAUCUACCUAGCGUGUCUUAUUACAUGGAUUUCAAACCUUAAACGAUGGAUGAACUCCAUACAUACUUAGUAGAAUGGUAAAUAUAUAAUUUUUGGAUGUGUUAACCAAAAAUUAAGAAGAGAAAAAAAUUUUGUAUACAGAGUUCCGAAGCUUUUUAAUGACCUGCCCACUGAUGUUAAGACUUUGGAUACUAAUGUCAUACAGUUUUUGGGUACAAUCAUCAUGAUAGGAAAAGGCGGAUGAUUUUAGAUUUGUGAUGUGUAAUACGUAAGUAUUGUUUAGAUUGGAUUUGUUUUAUCUGUAUAACAGUGUUGUAUAAUGCAAAUGACUCCCACUUUCACAUAAUCUAUAUCUGGAUAUGCACACCUUAAACUAACGUGUAACAAGUAUAAAUUUCCUGUCAGCACCCACUAGAUGGCAAGAUGAUUAUCAAUUUCAUUAAUUAGGCAAAUCAUGGCCAUAUUUGGUUAUCGAGUAUCUGUUACAUGUAUUAAGGUCUUCUUAUGAAAGACUAUAGAAUUAUAGAUUUUUUUUCUCAUUAAUUGGCCAAAUAAAGUUCUAAUUUGCAGUUCAUUGCGGAAUUAUGAACAUCUCUAAGCUAUCCGCAUACUGAAUAUAAUAUCAUUUUCCACUUAGAUUGCAACUUAAAUACCAAUUGCAUUAAUUAUUCAAAUUAUGUCUACAUG